UGUUAAGUCGCUGGGUCAGUCAUCAGCUAUGGUGUUGUGUGCCUGCCAAGCCAAGCCCGCGACCUCCGAGUGCCCGCAUAGCUUCCCCAAGCUCAGCCUCCACUUGCUGCCCCACCAACUUCCGCCUGAGGCACUCAAUCUCCUCUCUGUUCUGAGAUCUCGAGUCGCCUAGAUACUCUCGCUCGUGCUAUAUCCCUGAACAGCUUGAGAAGUGUUCUAGAUAGCCACAAUGGCUUCGCGACUGGUGCUGGUCCUAGGGGACUUGUUCAUUCCGGAUCGCGCUGCAGACAUUCCAGCGAAGUUCAAGAAGCUACUUGCGCCCGGCAAGAUUGGCCAGAUACUCUGCCUCGGAAACAUCACAGACCGUGAGACAUAUGAGUUCUUACGCGGCAUAGCGCCCGACCUACAGAUCGUCAAGGGCGAUUUCGACGUCGAAGCACCCAACCUCGCCCUCUCUAAAGUCGUCACACACGGGUCGCUGCGCAUAGGCUUCACACACGGCCAUACCAUCAUACCGCCCGGCGAUGGCGAUAGCUUGCUGAUUGCAGCUCGGCAAAUGGACGUUGACAUCCUGCUCUGGGGCGGCACACAUAAAUUCGAGGCGUACGAGAUGGAAGGCAAAUUCUUCGUGAACCCAGGAAGUGCAACAGGUGCAAUGACGACAGGGUGGUGGACGGAAGAAGAAGACCCCACACCAAGCUUUGUGCUCAUGGACGUUCAAGGAGACGUCCUCGUGCUUUACGUAUACCAGCUACGCAAAGAUGCAGACGGGAACGAGAACGUUGCAGUAGAGAAGGUAUCUUUUAGGAAAAAUGGUGGUGGUGCAGCAUAGGCAUGAUUUUUUGUCGUCAGACAGUAAUGGAACAGCAACACAAUGCAUAUACGACGGAAUAGUGUAUUUCGGGUGCAAUUCGAAUACACAGCGACUUCGAUGUUAUUGUUACGAUUUAGUCACUAAUUCAAUGCAUGCAUACCACAUAGCUGCUGCAUCCUCCGAGGACGUCCAAAAAACACAGUUAUCGCGGUAUUU
Molecule: messenger RNA, 1030 nt
Organism: Boeremia exigua
Lineage: Eukaryota; Fungi; Ascomycota; Dothideomycetes; Pleosporales; Didymellaceae
Product: retrograde transporter
Exons: 4
Coding region: 230-832 (200 amino acids)
Biological process (GO): retrograde transport, endosome to Golgi; intracellular protein transport
Cellular component (GO): retromer complex; endosome
Source: RefSeq, a predicted model, not a curated record